Molecule: messenger RNA, 2181 nt
Organism: Populus euphratica (Euphrates poplar)
Lineage: Eukaryota; Viridiplantae; Streptophyta; Magnoliopsida; Malpighiales; Salicaceae
Product: endonuclease/exonuclease/phosphatase family protein
Exons: 10
Coding region: 107-1960 (617 amino acids)
Biological process (GO): base-excision repair
Cellular component (GO): nucleus
Molecular function (GO): DNA-(apurinic or apyrimidinic site) endonuclease activity; double-stranded DNA 3'-5' DNA exonuclease activity; zinc ion binding
Source: RefSeq, a predicted model, not a curated record
AUGUCGCUAGGUACGCAACCGACUUGUAGUUUGGCUAUUUUCUCUCCAUUCACCCGCAACCUUAAAAACACCACAAAAAAGGCAACAAACACCACCUCAUUUAUCAAUGGGGAACCCAAUAAAGAUAGUAUCUUACAACGUUAAUGGCCUAAGACAACGAGUCUCGCAAUUUGGGUCUCUCUCAAACCUCCUAAACACUUUCGAUGCAGACAUCAUUUGCUUUCAGGAAACAAAAUUAAGAAGACAAGAAUUAACAUCUGAUUUAGUAAUAGCUGAUGGGUAUGAAUCUUUUUUUUCUUGCACGCGAACUAAAGAUAAAGGCCGUACUGGGUACUCUGGGGUUGCAACAUUUUGUCGUGUAAAGUCUGCAUUUUCGAGUACUGAAGUGGCAUUGCCGGUUGCUGCAGAGGAGGGUUUUACUGGAUUCAUUGACCUCUGUAAAAGAAAAGAAGGGCUUGAGGAGUUUGAGAAAGAUGAGCUUGUUAAGAUUGAUAGUGAGGGACGGUGUGUCGUUACUGAUCAUAAUCAUUUUGUUCUUUUUAACUUAUAUGGGCCUAGAGCAGCCCAUGAUGAUACAGAGAGAAUUGAGUUUAAGAUGAAGUUUUUUAAGAUAUUACAGAAAAGAUGGGAGAAUCUUCUGCAUGAGGGAAGGAGGGUAUUUGUUGUUGGUGAUCUCAAUAUUGCACCUACUGCUAUGGAUAGGUGUGAUGCAGAUCCAGAUUUUGAGAAGAAUGAAUUCAGAAGAUGGUUCAGGUCCAUGCUAAUGAUGUCAGGUGGCCUCUUUGUUGAUGUUUUCCGAGCAAAACAUCCUGACAGAAGAGAAGCAUACACGUGCUGGUCAUCAAGUACAGGUGCUGAACAAUUUAAUUUUGGGAGUAGGAUUGACCAUAUUCUGUGUGCUGGACCAUGCUUGCAUCAAGAGCAUGACUUGCAAGGCUAUAACUUCUUUUCCUGCCAUGUCAAGGAAUGUGACAUAUUGACACAGUAUAAACGCUGGAAACCUGGAGACACAACUAGGUGGAAGGGAGGGCAGGGCAUCAAAUUGGAAGGUUCAGAUCACGCUCCUGUUUAUAUGAGUUUGGAAGAAAUCUGUGAUAUACCCAGACAUAGCACUCCACCUUUAUCUGCUAGAUAUCUGCCCAUGAUUCAUGGUGUCCAGCAAACUCUUGUGACUUUGUUGAUGAAAAGGCAGGCUGCUACACAAAUUCAAUCUUCCAGGAUAUCAAGUUCAUUUUCAGACGGAGAUGCUACCAUAAAGGCCUGCAGUGAAAGCAUGAAAAGAUCAUUUAAUGAAUGCAGUGUAUCUCGCCCAUCUACAAGUCCAUCAUGUUCUUUGACUGAAGAGUUUGAUAGUGCCAUUUCCAAAGGAGAUGAGAAUUCAAAGGAUUUGACUGAUGAGAAUCAGGGCCGUCCUGACACUACAAUGAUACUGCAAAGUCAGCAUACUAAGUUUGUGCCUGCUGAGGGAGCCAAGAAAAAACCAAGAAAAAGUCGGUGUUCCCAGCUCUCCCUCAGAUCUUUUUUCCAGAAAAGUCCAAACCUUAGCACUGGUGCUGAGAACUCUUCUACUAAUGCUUCACCUAGUCAGGCAGAACCAAACACUAGCAGUUACUUGAAUGGUUCUCAUGCACCGGGUGAUAAAAGCAGCAGUCCCAGGCAUUGCCAACUGAAUCCAAGUGCAGGAUCUCAGUAUCAAGAUAAGGGAAAUGAUGGCUCGCUUGAGAGAGAGAAAAAUAAUGUUGCCUUGUUAGAAUGGCAGAGGAUACAGCAGCUCAUGCGGAAUAGUAUUCCUGUUUGCAAGGGUCACAAGGAACCCUGUGUUGCUCGGAUAGUAAAGAAACCAGGUCGUACUUUUGGCCACAGAUUUUUUGUCUGCUCACGAGCUGAGGGACCUGUAUCCAAUCCUGAAGCAAAUUGUGGUUACUUCAAAUGGGCUUCUUCAAAAUCCCAGCGCAAAUGACCGCUUGUGGUUUAUAAUGUCAAUAACUUUUUUUUCCAUGUGAAAUCUCCGUUCCUGAUUCGUAUUUUUGUUGCGACCUUCAUUCAAUCAAAGCAGGUGCACUAGCGGAGGAUGUUCUGCAUGGGCUGGUUGCUUCAUGUGAAAUUGUUGCCCUUUUAUUCUGUUGGAUGCUAUCUGGCAGCUGCAUUAUAAUGAAUAGAUGAUAAAAAGAGCACGUUCUG